Molecule: messenger RNA, 1664 nt
Organism: Malus domestica (apple)
Lineage: Eukaryota; Viridiplantae; Streptophyta; Magnoliopsida; Rosales; Rosaceae
Product: OVARIAN TUMOR DOMAIN-containing deubiquitinating enzyme 5-like
Biological process (GO): protein deubiquitination
Molecular function (GO): cysteine-type deubiquitinase activity
Source: RefSeq, a predicted model, not a curated record
AUCCAUUGAACCCAAGAAUAAUAAUGGAAACAACAACCCUAGUUGCCAUCUUUGUAUCUGGUUUACUUGUAAGUUUUACUGGGUACGUCCUAUAUACUGCUUUUGGGCAACCCUCUCAAAACAACUAAGAGAUCCAUUCAAGGAACACGGAGACUAGUUGAAGUAUGGAUCCUCCCAUGGUGGAAGGUUUUGGAUAUAGGUUGGUUGGGUUGGGCCGGUGAUCGGAUUCAAAAUUUGUAAAAGCAAGUAGUAAAGUCCAUUUGACCGUAUAUAGAGAGGUGUAUUAGGCCCAAUAGCUUGUAGAGAGCUUAUUCUCUUUGAAUAAGCUCUCCCCAAUUAUCCGUGGCUCUUCUCAAUUAGGGCUUUUGCGGAUGGUAGAGUGAAAUAGGAAUUGGACAUGAGGGGUUAGGGCUCUUGCCGUGACAAAAGCUUCAGAGGGCUUAGCUUGCGAUCGCCGUCGACGGCAAAGGAGGACUCUAAGUUGAUUUCAGGGUUGUUUCAAUGGAGGAUGCACAAGAAGUAUCUGAUACAAUGUCAGACAAAGCUUCUGAGAAUACACAGGAAACUCGUGACGAAAUGCUUUCUAGGCACAGGAAAGAGAUAUCAAAACUUCAGGACAAGGAAACUGAAAUGAAAAAGGCAGCUGCCAAAGGGAGCAAGGCUGAACAAAAAGCUAAGAAAAAGCAGGUGGAGGAAGAGAUUACUCGGCUUUCUGCUAAUCUUAAAGAAAAACAUGCUGCAGAACUUGCUUCGUUAGGCUAUAGUGCUAGUAAUGGGAAUGAGAAAAGUAAACUUGACACUUUAGUGAAGGCCAUAGCUGGUGUUUCUGUCACCAGUCAACCUGAGCAGGCAAAGCCCAGCAAGAGUUCGAAGAGGCGAGAGAAGAGGGCUCAGCAAGAUGCAGCCAGGGAGCAAAGAAUUCAAGAAGAGCAGAGCAACCGAGUAAGUGAUCGAAUGAUUGAGGAUGAAAAACUAGAGAAAAAGCUCGAACCCUUUGGCUUGACCAUUAAUGAAAUAAAGCCUGAUGGCCAUUGCCUCUACCGAGCUAUCCAGGAUCAACUGGCCCACCUUUCGGGAGGUUCAUCACCUUACACGUACCAACAGCUUCGAGAAAUGGUAGCUGCUUAUAUGAGGAAGCAUGCAUCUGAUUUUCUCCCUUUUUUCUUGUCGGAGAAUCCAGCAGAUGGAGAUUCUGACGAGUCACUUGCAGAGAGGUUCGAGAACUACUGUAAAGAAGUGGAGUCAACUGCAGCAUGGGGAGGACAGCUAGAGCUUGGUGCUUUAACUCACUGCCUUAAAAAGCCUAUCAAGAUAUACUCAGGAUCCUUCCCUGAUGUGGAGAUGGGGAAGGAGUACAAAUCCGAUAGCGGAACAGGUUCUUCCGAUUCGAGUAUUAUGUUGUCAUACCAUAAGCAUGCAUUUGGGCUUGGUGAGCACUAUAAUUCCGUGGUUCGAAUGUGAUCAGAUAGCCGAGAACCCGGACACACACCCUUGGCUUGCUGAUCUGGUUUGUAAUUUGUGGUGUGAAAAAGCACGUUUUGCUCUUUCUUGUCCAGUUAGUUUUGUUCGUGAGAUCGAUUGGGAUGUCCUGAUCUAGAUUUAUCACAUUGUAAUAAAGUUACAAUUUUCCUUAAAAAAAAAAAUUAACGUUAUUAUUUAGGUCU